AUGGAGGAACUGCUGUCGCUGGCCUGGUCCCACAAUCCCCUAACCACCCUCAAGGUCAUCUACAAGAUACUAUUGGACCAUCAUGACGAAAUAUUCCGCACGAUGAUAAUUUGGCUCCACCAGAACCACCCCAAGACCCUAUCAUGCAACAUCGAGCCUAUUGCCGGAUUGUUCGUGGAUUUCUGGCAAUUUUGCAAACUUCUGAAUGUGCAUCUAGUUCUAAAAGACGAACGCCAAGUUGUUGAAGAUGGCUUUCCCCGGAUUAGAUUUGAAACAAGCCAUGACCUAGAACAAGGCCAAGACGUGAGGCAGCAAAAGCAAAUGGCUGUCGAGAGGUACGGGCGUGACCCGGAGUAUCGCUUCUUACACGAGUUUAUUUCAGACAUUUUUGCAGAGUGCUUGAAGUCUGAUAUUGAAAAACUGAAGCAUCAAAAUCUGAAGCACUCUGAUGAUGAUGAUGAGAAAGACAACUGGUCGAAGAUAACCGAUGCUGCAACCAGUUGCCUUUCCAUGGGCACCAACUUUAACGACCCCACUCUGCUGCGGCAGAGCAUAGCGAGGAAAGUUUUUCCCCGAGAAUCAUACCCAGAAUACCAAGGUGUUGAGGAGACCGAUUAUGCAGAGUCUGUCCUAGAUCGCCUCAGAAAGGAGGUUUUGCUGCCCUUGGACAAGUUGGACAAAGCCUACGAAUCUCAAGACCGUGUAGUUGAGAAGUAUUUGGAGGAGGUGAAAGCUGGCAAGUCCAAGAUUGCACCAGAUGCUUUGCUUCCGCAUCAAAUCAUAAGGUAUGUGAAUCAUUGGAAUUUCGGGCAAGUGGCUGAGCUUCAGUGGAAGGCCAUGGUGGAGGGUAUAAAAAAGCAAGGGAAAUUAAACGGCAAGAAGAUACUCAACAACUGCUUGGCUGUAUGCAACCUCCAGUCCAUGUUCAAGCCCGGGAUGCGCAGCAUGGACUCAUCCGUGGGGCUUACACUUUUGAUAUCUGAACUGAAUGAAGAGCCAUGGAAAGGAAAGGUAAUCCAUUUCAGUUCGAAUCCUCGGCUACAUCUGAUAAAAGGCGAUGAACUUACUUACAGGUGCGACUUUUUGACAAGGAGAGUGCCCUACAAUUGGUGUUGGAAGGUUGACUUUGAGAAGGUGCUUGAUUUGAUUCUAGAAGAGGCUGUGAAUGGGAAUUUGAAGCCAGAGCAGAUGAUCAAGAAGGUGUUUGUCUUCACCGAAUCCACAGACUUUGAUUAUGCUAGGUCCAAGCCUAAUAAUGAGGAGUCUGAUAACGAGGAUUCAGAUAACAGUUGGAAGACUAUUUAUGAGGGAAUACAGAGAAAGUAUAAGGAGAAAGGGUAUGAUAAUGCGGUGCCACAUAUUGUGUAUUGGAAAAUGUGGUCUUGUCUCUCCGAUCCUAGGUGGUGGGUGAAGUCUUCCGAACAACCUGGGGUGACGAUGCUGGAAGGCACCGCUGACAAUUUGCUCAUGUUGGUCUUGGACAAUGGAGGGGAAAUUUCCCUGGAACUUAUCAUGGAAGCAACUAUCUCAGGCAAAGAGUAUCAGAAGCUGCUUGUAGUGGACUGA
This is a messenger RNA of Prunus avium (sweet cherry), 1566 nucleotides long. RefSeq lists its product as uncharacterized. Lineage: Eukaryota; Viridiplantae; Streptophyta; Magnoliopsida; Rosales; Rosaceae. The record is from RefSeq and is a predicted model, not a curated record.